AUGAGCUCACCCUUCUAUGUUUCCGCUCCUGGAAAAGUCAUUCUUUUUGGUGAGCAUUCUACCGUUUACGGUAAGCCUGCCAUCGCUGCUGCUCUAAGUCUCAGAGCGUACCUCCUCGUCAACCCUAGCGAAGAUCCAGAUGAAAUUUGUUUAGAAUUUCCAGAUAUCUCUCUUAAGCACCUGUGGAAGAGACUGGAUAUCCCUUGGGAAGCUCUUGAACCUAUCAUUCAGAGGUAUGAAGACGUUCCUAUUGCCACAGACGAGCUAGUGCCAGAAAUCUUGGACCAAUUGUCUGACUUGUUGGAUAUGGAGGACCAACGUACCUACAUCACUUGCAGAUGUUUCUUGUACUUGUACUCGAACUUGUGUGGUCCUGAAACCCCUGGUUGUCAUUUUAUCAUCCGUUCUACGUUGCCAAUUGGCGCUGGUUUGGGUUCAUCUGCAUCUGUGUCUGUUUCCAUCUCCACAGCUCUUGCACUCUUGGGAAAGCAUGUCCAGGACCCAACUCUUACGGUUGAUAGCAGGCAACACGGUAAGGGAACCAGGGAUACUGAUUUCAUUGACUCGUGGUCUCUUAUGGGUGAAAAGUGUUUCCAUGGUAACCCUAGUGGUAUUGAUAAUGCAGUCGCUACGCACGGUGGAGCCGUCUUGUACCAGCGUUUUGGUGGCCCAGGCAACGUUGCCGUGCGUACAAACUUGAGAAACUUUAGCGGAAUCAAACUUUUACUUACAAACACAAAGAUUCCAAGAAGUACGGCUGACUUGGUUGGCGGUGUCGCUUCAUUGAAGGUCAAGUACCCAAAGACCGCAGAACACCUCUUACUGGCCAUGGAAGAGGUUGCACAGGAUGCAUUGCAGGAAAUGCUUCAACCUAAGGCAGACACUAAGGUUUUGAGUGAACUUUUCAAUAUUAAUCAUGGUUUAUUGGUUUCCUUGGGUGUGUCUCAUCCAGCUCUAGAAACAAUCAAGGCCAUUGGUGAUACCCACAAAAUUGGAGCUACGAAAUUGACUGGUGCUGGCGGUGGUGGCUGUGCCAUCACUUUGCUUUCGCCAGAUGUUGAUGAGAGUGCCUUAUCGAAGGUGAAGGAGGAAUUCGCUGAGAAAGGGUUUGAAACCUUCCAGGCUCAAUUGGGUGGCAAAGGUGUUGGUGUGUUGCAUCUUAAGGAUAGUGAGGUCACCGAUGUGUUCUCUGCUGAACAGUUUAUGGAACACGAAACGAGAGAGCAUAUUGAGGAGGCCAUUGGAGCAUCUAAGCUCGCCGGAUGGAGAUACUGGUAA
Molecule: messenger RNA, 1278 nt
Organism: Candidozyma haemuli
Lineage: Eukaryota; Fungi; Ascomycota; Pichiomycetes; Serinales; Metschnikowiaceae
Gene: ERG12
Product: mevalonate kinase
Exons: 1
Coding region: 1-1278 (425 amino acids)
Biological process (GO): isoprenoid biosynthetic process; ergosterol biosynthetic process
Cellular component (GO): cytoplasm
Molecular function (GO): ATP binding; mevalonate kinase activity
Source: RefSeq, a predicted model, not a curated record